AUGGGAGAUAAGUCUGAGUCGUCCGGAAGUAGAAAGCGUCGGCGAGAUGAAGCGGACGAAGAAGAAGAGAAGACCGAGGCUGCUGGCGACGCCGAUGAAGCUCCGUCACUCGAAGACAGCCUUAUGUUUAGUGAUACGUUGGUCGCGCUUCGUAUCAUGCGAGCUCAGUUCCCUCGCAUUGACAAGGUUGCGAUUGAGCCUUUCGUUUUGCGCUCGCAAUUAUACAGUAGCGUAAAGGAUAGAACGCAAGUAGACAGAGAACUAGAGACUUUGAAGAGGGAAAACAUGUUGAGAAUUUUUAAACUCAACACUGGGCAAGAUGAUCAUGCUAUUAUGUUUUUGGAAGACUAUCUAAAUCAGAUAGAACGUGUUACAAAAAGGCUAGAAGAAAACAAGAAAAGUGACACUGAAGUUCUUGAGUGGUUUAAGAAAUAUGUUAUUGAUUGCAAGUUGGAACCUAGUAUUGACCAUCAAGAGCUUUGCUUACUCCUAUCUAAUGGUGGAAAGGUGAAGGAUGAACACAUUUCACUUCUAAUCAACGCUGGCCUUCUGACUCGCCAACUGAUUGACCCAAACAUGUAUUGGUUUGCAAUUCCAAAUAUUGGUUCAAUACUGAAGGGACUUUCUCAGGGAAGGAAGGAGCUGCUAUCUCUUCUAAAACGUAGGAGAUAUAAGGAGAUGAUGUUAGCCCCUUUGGAAAAGAAGCGUCUUCGAUUGUCCCCACUCGACAUUCGAUUUCACCUCCGAGAUCUGAUUGGCUCAGGGCACCUCAAAACUCUUUGCACGCCAACUGGGUUGGUAGUACGGGUUUCAAAAGAUUAA
Molecule: messenger RNA, 822 nt
Organism: Linum trigynum
Lineage: Eukaryota; Viridiplantae; Streptophyta; Magnoliopsida; Malpighiales; Linaceae
Source: the annotation of a GenBank genome assembly